AAAGUGGUGCGGCCGCAGCCGGCGCAGCCUGGGCGCAGAUGCCCGGGCCUCUGCUCAGGCGCGGGUGCUGAGCCGCCAGGAUGCUCCGGGCUCCCGAGCUACGGCCGGGGGAGGGGGGGACGGCAGGCUGCAGCCCCCGCGCCGCACCACCCAUCCAGUCCAAGCCGCUUACCUCCUUCCUCAUCCAGGACAUCCUACGGGACCGCACGGAGCAGUGCGGAGGCCAAGCGGGCAGCCCGCAGCCGCAGCCACCGCCGCAGCCCCGGCGCCAGCCAGACCAGAGGCGAGACCCUGAGCCGGAGCCCAAGGGAGGAAGAGGCAGCGCCGGGGCGCCUGAGGACCAUAGGAGCGCCCGGCCCCGCGCCGCGCGGAGGGAGGCCGAGCCGCCGGCAGAGACCGAGCCAGAUAGGCACCUUGAGACUUAUCUGCUGGACUGUGAAAACACUCCAGGCGCCUUGCCGAGCCUGCCCCCAACCCCCAAGCAGCCGCAGAAGCGCUCCCGGGCCGCCUUCUCCCACACUCAGGUCAUAGAGUUAGAGAGGAAGUUCAGCCACCAGAAGUAUCUGUCGGCCCCCGAAAGGGCUCAUCUGGCCAAGAACCUCAAGCUCACGGAGACCCAAGUGAAAAUAUGGUUCCAAAAUAGACGCUAUAAAACCAAGCGGAAGCAGCUCACCUCGGACCUGGGGGACCUGGAGAAGCACCCCUCCUUGCCGGCUCUGAAGGAGGAAGGCUUCUCUCGGGCCUCCCUCAUCGCCAUGCAUCACACCUACCCUUACUACCCCUACCUUUACUGCUUGGGAGGCUGGAGCCCAGCUUUCUGGUAACAACGCCGGCUCAGACAACCAUGUGUGAUCAAAAGCUGCCUUCCCCUGGUGGUCCCUCUGGAAGGCAGAAGGGCCCGGGGUCAGGGAGGACUGGGCCGCAAGAGACCUGCAGACUGAAAGCACUGGAGGUUUGCUUGGAAAUCCCAGAUUCUUCACUGGUGUGCCAAUGAAAGACCUGGGACAGGAAAUAACUUAAGAGCCAAAUAGGUCCCCCCCCCCACGGGAAUGUAGGUCAUUUUUGCUUUGAGAGACCCGCUUGAAGUGGGGCGGGAUACAGUCAAGUGCUGUUUCCAGCAUCACUUGUGGAGGCUGCCCACAUCACCUGUGAGAAUUCUCCGCCUCCAGCUCCAUCCUCUUUUGUGACUGAGCAUCCGCUCCUCCUGAAGGGGGUGUGGGGGAGGGGAGGAGAGCUAAGAUGAGAUGUCACCUCCAGAAUUAAACUGAAGGUCAGACGCCUCUCAUUGGCCUUGGAGUAUGACCACGGGUUGCUCUCCAUCCCUGGGGGAGAGCAGGAAGCACAGGGUCCCACAGAGAAGCCUGUGGUGCUCAGGGCAGGUUGGCACAGGAUACAGAGAUGGGUAGGAGGAGAUGAAAAUAUAAGCUUCUUAUUCUUCCUUUUAAAAUAAUAGGCCAACUGAAGUAUUUACAGGGUGGCCCAAGCAGAACAAGAAGAACUCACUGUGGUUUUAAGACAAGCUGUCUAAACAGAAACUUUCCCUCAAGAGGUGGGCUGGGGCCGGAAGAAUCUCCCCGUGUCCAAGACAGUGGCUUAAGGAGAAGUCCCCACGCAUGCUGCUGCGGGGGGCUCGCAUGUCUUUAUUAGCAAAAGGACCUUUUUGCCCUGGGCCUGAGAAUUUAGAAUGAGAAGGUUCCUGGAGUUUUCAGGCUGUAAUUCAUACAACACCAUGACAGGUAACAUAAUUUUUCAAGCCCCUUUUUUGCCCUCCUAUUUUUUUGUUCCUUUUCCACAGCAGGGCUUCUUUUCAGUCCAGACUUUUAGUCUGACUGCACCUAACUUAUGCCUUCCUUAUUUAGCCUGAUCCCUAGUCUUUUUUUUUUUUUUUUUUUUCCUCUUUUUCAAAGUUUUCUCUCUCCUGGGUUAAAAAAAAAGAAAAAAAAGUAAAGGGAAGUAGAUUCUAAGUUAGCUAAAAGACAUGCAUUAAAAAAAAAAAAAAAAAAAAAAAACAAACCUCACCACCUAGCAAUUCUUAUUUCUUUCCUUUAAAAAUAUAUAGCAUUAAAUCCCAAAUCCUAUUUAAAGUCUUGGCAGCUCCAGAAGGUCACUGCCGUUUUCGUAGGACUUUCUGGUGGCUCUGCUGUUACAGUUCGAAGACUGCGAACCCUUUGGCAUCCCUGCAGGCAGAGGAGGUGAGAGGUAUGGGGCUUCCACACGCAGGAACACAAUGCAGAGUGAAGGGUCAGUAGAUGCCCUUAGGUUGCCUGGUGGAAAUCUGUGGAAAUCAAGGGCUCUGGGGUGAGGGGUGGAGAAAAGGGGCCUGGCCUUCCGAAGCCCAACCCCCUGGGCAAGCUGACUGGGCUGAUAGCACUUUGCAGGAAGAGGCUAAGAAAAAGGAAACCGUUUUCAAAACACAGUAUUGCGGUUUCCAUCACCAAACAAUGAAACGAUCCCAAUGCUUCAGGAACUGUGUUUAACACCCAUUAAAAAAAAAAAAAAAAAAAAAAAAAAA
Molecule: messenger RNA, 2512 nt
Organism: Sus scrofa (pig)
Lineage: Eukaryota; Metazoa; Chordata; Mammalia; Artiodactyla; Suidae
Gene: NKX3-1
Product: NK3 homeobox 1
Biological process (GO): regulation of transcription by RNA polymerase II; cell differentiation
Cellular component (GO): nucleus
Molecular function (GO): DNA-binding transcription factor activity, RNA polymerase II-specific; RNA polymerase II cis-regulatory region sequence-specific DNA binding
Source: RefSeq, a predicted model, not a curated record